AUUCAUGAUAACAAAUUGUGUAUAUCUGUUCCUCUGAGGAAGUUACUGAAAAUAUUAUGUUUUUGGAAGAACUAUUACUGGGGAUCUGUUUCUUAUGUUUGUUCUGUUUUCAUGACAAACAACUGGUUUGACAAAGGGUUUCCUCACAGGUCCUAGCCCUAGUCAUUCACUGCUUCAAUCCUAUCUAUGAAUCACACUCAUAAAAAAUAGUAGCUUCACAUCCUUUCCUUCUUUAAUCCUCACUUUCUGCCACCGCCUCUGAACAGUUAAAAAGGCCAUCCAACUAUAAAUAUCCGACAAGAAACGCUCGUGAGAUCCUCGAGGCCUCUGAAAUUUUGCUGCAAAUGUGCGACCCCGACCGUAGCCAGCCCUCAGCGCAGUCAAACCAGCGGGUUCCUGCAGCUGGCUCCGAACGUAAUGCUACUCGAGGAACAAACACUGCAGUGAACGAUACCACUAGUGGUAAUAUACGGGCCAAUACUCGAGCGCCUAUCCAGAUGACCACGAUGCCCAAUGCAAACCAACGUCGUGCUCGGCCAGCUGUGGUUGGACAGCAAGGUUCUCAUAAUCGAGUGCAAUCAGCCCCUACGAAUCGACUUCGAACUCAGCAACCAAGUAGUGGUCGGGCUAUGCCUAUACAGCCUCCUUCGAACCAUGGCCAAGCAGCUCCUGCGUCGAAUACGAAUCAGAAUGCGUUUAAGCCGGCUGCGCCCGAGCAGAGGCUUGUCCCCGUGAACGCAAACCAAUCCUUGCAGGCGUACCUCAUCCAUCAACAGCGCAUAGCUGGUAUAGCGCCACAAGAUAUGAUUACCAUGCCAGACCAGCAGCAAAACACCAAGUCGCAGCCAGGUGCGCAGUCAGGAGGCCAGAGUAACACUCCUUCUUUGGUACAAUUCUCACGCGAAGGCUCUGUUGUGUUUCCUCAAGUGGCUCCCGCGAGGUUUGAUGGUGUUCUUCUGCCGCCUCCCUCGUCGACGGCUCGGACACCUCAAUCUCUUAGAUCUGGGACGACGAGUGAUCCUGCCAAUUACGCUACUGGAAGGGUAGUCCAGUCAAUGAACGAAAACAUCGGUGCGCAGGGCUAUUUGUGUAAUGAAUCUAUCGGCCAGCAGGACUACCCGCUGUCUUCAAAUCAGCUGCCUCGGCUGCGGAAUCUGAACACCACUUCUGCGAAUAGACCCAGGGACCGGACUGCAUCUCAGAGCACCAGAGUUCGCCGUCACUUCAGCCCACAUUUGGACUUUCCUGGCGUGUUGACCUCAUUCCCACAGCUGCUGACUAGGGUUAUCGAUUCGCUUGAAGUGGACGAUUUCCUCAACCUGUAUGCGGCUUCCAAACGCUUCUACUCCUACAUGAAAGCGAACCCUGAAGCAACCAUAAUGCGCUUCGCGUUUAAACGCUUUGGCGACACUGCUCAAACUUUUUCUCAUCCAUGCUACCAGAAGCUCACCGUUUACAGUCGCGGCCCCAGACCUGAAAACAUCCCCGGGCAAGUGUUGGAGAUGCGCCCGUCGCCGAGAUGGCUCAAGAUGCUUGACUCCAGAGAAAAAGUUGUCAAGGACAUCAUGGACCUCUUCGACCAGAGUGGAUACACCCUUACCUCUCGAUGCGUGGGAGUGCUGAAGAAAAUAUGGUUCCUCAUGGACAUCCCCGACAACCGCCGUCGCACCUUCGCAGUUCAGAACAAAUACCUCUGGUCGGACAAUGAAGUUUUCUACGCAGUGUUUAUCUUCGCUCAGAUCGAAUCGCGCUUCACCCAUAACGUAUCCGGAACCCCACGCUCAGGUUUCCGACGCCUCCUCCUGGGUCAGAAAAGCUUAACCCUGCUGCGCGACGCAUUGAAAGGCACAGCCCUCCGCACGAACUACGAAGUCUUAAGGGAGUUUAUCCGGUGGAAGUAUAUUCCCACACCUGACGAGGCUGACAUGUUCCUUUUCGGUGUCCCCGCUGGCGAGCACGGUCUGCUUCAGCACGAGUACUACGGCCGUACUGCGAAUCAAGAGAAACUCCAGCGACCUGACGAUCUCUUGUUGAGAGAAAUGGCCCGGCGUCAGUUGGAUAUGGGGUCUAUCUUGAGCCCGAGACUUCGUUUCUUCAGCUGAUUCUUUAUGAGGCGAAGAAGAACAGCGAUGAGCCGUCGAACUGGUGGAAGGAUGCGGUGGUCGAUAACUCCUGUGGGGAGUCUGUCUGAUUCUCUUCGUUUUGCUUGCUUUCUUGUGAGUUGCGCUGGGUUGGUUGAGUUCAAGAAUAUCUUCCCUAUUGAUAUAUUUAUUCAUCAUGUACUUAGCAGGUUUAAUGAUAAAUGGAAGACAAUCUAUAAUCA
Aspergillus glaucus CBS 516.65 is the source of this 2323-nucleotide messenger RNA. RefSeq lists its product as uncharacterized. Bases 345 to 2102 code for a protein of 585 amino acids. The transcript is spliced from 4 exons. Lineage: Eukaryota; Fungi; Ascomycota; Eurotiomycetes; Eurotiales; Aspergillaceae. The record is from RefSeq and is a predicted model, not a curated record.